AUGAUGAACCCAGUAGCGCCUGCUCUCUCACUCUUCACACCUGAAGAGCUCGCAGGGUUCAUGCGUAGACAUGUUGCCGACCCUGUUGGCCAGACAAUCGCUGAUUUCAUUGUUGUGACCCGCAUGCGCGGCAGUGACUUUGUACGCAUGCCGCAGGAAGACCUUGAAGUGCUUACGAAAGGACUUCUAGCCGUUACAGAGUUACUCGCAUCUUUUCAGGUACUGACCGUGAUUCCAAGUCCUAGGCCCGUCUGGCGAAUUCAAGACAUAUUCCCCUGGCUAUCGACAUCUAGCUCAACUAGUCCCGCUGAGCAACUCACGUCAGAAGACUCGGACCUUGAGUCAAAUUAUUGGUCGUCUCGCUCUUCGUCUCCUGAUUCACUUCCAAGUGUCGAACCCAAGUCAAAUGCCGACGACAGCGACCAUGACAUUUCUUCUCAUUCUGUAAAUACUCCUUUUCCACUUCUUUCCCCACAAGCUUCUCCGCUGCGCCCAGCACAGUUGAUGACAGCUCUAAGUGUUCGUUCGGACCUUAUUGCUCAUCAUGAUGACUUCGCCUUCUAUUCUGUCGACGACGAUGAAUUGAGGAGCUUGUAUCCCGUGUUCAUUACCCCUCCCAUUGCCACCGUUUAUCAAGAACCCGCUGCACAUGAGACUCCAGAUGUGUCGUUACAGGAUUCUCCUGUAGAUGACACAAUGCGGCCGCCGACUCGAGCCUCUACCAACGACCCAUCACCGAGCACAUCCUCCUCAGCGUCACAUCGAACUGCCAACCGCAUAUCGCAUUUCUCGACAAACACCUUGACCUCCAAUGAUGUGGUACCUGACAUCUCUCAGCUGGAAGAGAUCAAUGUCUCGGAGUCGGAAUGGCCUGACAAUAUCUCCACUCCUGAUGUCCACACCUUGAACAAGGAUGCCAGCUCAGUAGCAGUUGGUAAUGACGUCGAUGCAGUUUCGGACGAGCCGCAAGACCUCCCAUCAUUGGACUGUGAUGCAAGCCCUAGGACUGUCACAAUACAUGACCACACCGAACCUUCUUCGCCCUUCCUCUACAAUUCACAUGAUAACCUUCUCGCUCUCGCUGUACCCUCCAGCGGCGAUCCAAGUUUUGACUCACCUCACCACUCUCCCAUGCAAACUGUUACCCCUCAUCAGAUUGAGAUUAUAGAUAUACGACCAUGGAACCUGACGUCAAAACCCCCCUCGCUGUCCAUUCUAUUUCCCAUAUCGCUCGAAGGGAGUUCAUGGGGACGUAGUGGGAGUUCAGCUGUCUUAAAUCCUACCGACCUGGCCGCAACACAAUCUCUUUGCUCUACAACAUCAACAGCAGCGAGUUUCUUCGCUCUACAAGUGCCACGAGAUUGGCUAAGUGAAGAUCCUGAACAGAUCGACGAGAGUCCCGGACCACAGGCAAUAUCAAGGUUCCGGCACAACUUCAGCGAUCGUACGGGACCACUCUCCCCGAUCCAUGGUGAAUCUGACGACGAGGUUGACGAAGGGGAGAUUGGAUCAUUAGAUCUUGAAGGAAGCGCCAUCUCCCCAAGUUUGCCGCUCAACAUCCCUUCUUGUUCCCUCCUGGACGACGAUGAAAUCUCUCCCCUAUUGUUUUCCCCUCCUUCCCGUCCUACACGCUUUCAUACCAAUAAUACCCCAAACGAAACACCUCAUAAUCGUAAACUAUUUCUUGAUACAACUGAAAGAACCCUCUGGCCGAGUGGGAGCGUUGCCUAUCAUCGUCGUAGAGCCCUUUCCUCUCCCACCGUCGUCAAGAGGGCUCUCAAAAUCCCGUCGGGCUCCUCUGUGGCGUCUCCAAAUGUCGCCAGCCCACUGUCUGGGCUUUCUGCAGCUAAUUCAGGGAUUGGCAGGAAGCUAUUUCUUGAAUCCCCCACAACCAGGACGCCCAAUAUCUGGUGGAAGCAGCUACGUAAACAGCUUCGAUCUCUGGGAACUUCUCGUGUCCAGUCUCCACCAUCAUUGAAACGUACUCAAUCGUUGCUUUCCCCAAGAACGAAAAUCGAAAUUACUGAUUCUCGUUUGCUCCCUAUAAUCCACGGACCAUUGAGCGCAACAGAGCAUACACCUGUGACUACUUCCCCCAGUUUUGCCUGA
Laccaria bicolor S238N-H82 is the source of this 2109-nucleotide messenger RNA. RefSeq lists its product as uncharacterized. Bases 1 to 2109 code for a protein of 702 amino acids. The transcript is spliced from 3 exons. The record is from RefSeq and is a predicted model, not a curated record. Lineage: Eukaryota; Fungi; Basidiomycota; Agaricomycetes; Agaricales; Hydnangiaceae.